CAAUUAAAAUAGAGUGGCACUCUACAUUGACGACUCUGCGUCCGAGAGUUUUGAGCUUUCGCCGCAAGAUGUCUCUGAAAUAAUUCAUCCGUAAAUAGUUAAAAUAAUAUACAUACUGAUUACUGAUCCUCGAUACAUACAUGGUUGACGUUUCUAAUUAUUGUACAGCUGAGAUUGUUUUACUUUUUAAGUUUUUAACAACAUUAAAGGAAAAAAGAGAAGCGUCAUAGAACCCUGAGGACUGGGUUGAAGGCACGUAGGUUUCCCAACCGGGGAACAUAACCUCCAAAAAAAAACAGGAAAAAGAGUCAGCCAAGAUGCCAGAAACGGAGGAAGAGAUGGGUAUGUCGGUUCGCUUGACGAACGACGAUUUCCGGAAGCUCCUGAUGACGCCGAGGGCAUCGGUGCCCUCGGCCACCCCGGCCUCCGUGCCGGGUACAGCCAGGGAUGCCAGCGCCAAGACCGCCCAGACGCCCCAGGUCAGCGGGGGCAGCCGGGCGGAGCUGCGGAGGAAGAAGAAGAGCUUUUACGCCAAGCUGAAGAAGCAGGAGGAGGAUAAGAUGGCCGAGCUCGCGGAGAAGUACAGGGAUCGCGCGAGGGAGCGCAGGGACGGCACCAAUCAGGACUACCAGGCGGAGGAUCCCAUGAACAGCGCCAGCGCCUACCGCGCUGUCGCGCCGGAUCUGAAGUCCGGCAUGGACGCGGCGGAGCGCAGGAGACAGAUGAUUCAGCAGUCGAAAUUCUUGGGCGGCGACAUGGAGCACACUCACUUGGUCAAGGGAUUGGAUUACGCUCUUCUGCAGAAGGUACGUAGCGAAAUUGAAGCGAAGGAGCACGAGCAAGAGCAGGAGUUGGAGAAACUGGUGAAGCCGAAGGAGAAGUCGAAGAAGGAACUGCCACCGCCGCCACUGGAGAAGAAGGACGACGAGAUGCAGUUCAAGACGAAGAUCGGCCGGAACGUGUACAAGACCGUCAUGACCAUGAAGUCGAAGCAAAUCGAGAGGAACGAACUGUUCACGCCGGGUCGCAUGGCGUAUGUGAUCGAGCUGGACGACGAGAAUGCCGACGUCGACAUACCGACGACGCUGAUCAGGAGCAAGGCAGACGUGCCGACGAUCGACAACACGCCGACUCUCACGACCAACGAUAUCGUGAUCAACAAGCUGGCGCAGAUACUGUCGUACCUGCGCCAGGGUAGCCGCCACAGCAAGAAGGGCAAGAAGCUGAAGGACGGACGCGGCGGUGGCGGCGGCGGCGGCGGCGGUCGCGGCGACGAGCUGAACGACAUCGACAUCCAGCCGCGGCCGCCCGUCGCCGACGAGAGCAUUUACGGCGACAUUGGCGACUACGUGCCGGCGACGGUGACGGGCAAGGGCAGGGACGGGCAGACGCGCGAGAAGAAGAAGGGCUUGUACUUCGACAAGCCCGAAUCGAAUCUGGACACCGACGACAAGGCGAACGCGCCGCAAUUGCCGAGCGCCUUGCAGCCGAACGCGGUGGCCGCCGUCGCCGCAGCCGCCGCCGUCGCCGCCGCCGCCGCCGCUGCCGCCGGCGGCGGCGGCGCGGACGGCAACGCGCCGAAGAAGGGCGCGUUGCUGAACAAACUCGCGGCCGAGCCGGAGGGAUACGCCGAGUGUUAUCCGGGCCUGGACGAGAUGCAGGACGCGAUCGACGAUUCGGACGACGAGGUGGAUUACACGAAGAUGGAUCUGGGCAACAAGAAGGGCCCGAUAGGUCGCUGGGACUUCGACACGCCCGAGGAGUACAGCGAGUACAUGAACAACAAGGAGGCGCUGCCCAAGGCGGCCUUUCAGUACGGCGUGAAGAUGGCCGACGGCAGGCGCACCAGGAAGUACAACAAGGAGAAGAACGAGAAGGCGGAACUCGAUCGCGAGUGGCAGAAGAUCCAGAAUAUUAUGAACAAGAGGAAACCGACGACGGCGAUCGACGGCGCGUCCGAAUUCAAAGUACCACGCUAUUGAGCGUUCGACUUGUGAAUUUUUCGUAUUUUUCGAUUUAUCGCCUGGAUGCGAUCCGAAGAAUUUGAAAUUGUCACCUUGAAUUGUUACGCGUUGGACGUUGGUCGAAGAAAAAUCGCUUUGUCAUCAGAAGCGAAUUUUCUUUUGUUUGUAUAAAUGUAGUGAAGUUCUUUCGCGAAGGAAUUUUGGAAAAUUACACAAUGCUAUGCCAAUCGCGACAAAAAGAUUUUUUAAUUGUACGAAUUAUCAGAUAUCAGAUAAGCCGCUUUCCUUUUGGGAAAUACAAAUCAACAGAUUAACAUACUCGAGCACCCUCGAUCUUUAUAUCGCGUGUAUAUAUAGUCAAACGAAGUGCUACUAGUUAGUUUACGGAUGCGUUUUAUGUUCAAUCGAACAAAGACACUUUUUCUGAGAAAAAUCGAAGAUUGAGUUCGAAUAAAAUCGUACAUGGAGAGUGAUUAGCUAAGUGAAAAAUAGUCCCAACGGGAAUCAACUUAAAUAUGAAAAUUGUAUAUGUUGUAUCAUAGAUAUAUAAUA
Molecule: messenger RNA, 2516 nt
Organism: Wasmannia auropunctata (little fire ant)
Lineage: Eukaryota; Metazoa; Arthropoda; Insecta; Hymenoptera; Formicidae
Gene: beag
Product: protein Red
Exons: 3
Coding region: 318-1982 (554 amino acids)
Biological process (GO): mRNA splicing, via spliceosome
Cellular component (GO): nucleus
Source: RefSeq, a predicted model, not a curated record